AUGAAUGGGUAUGGGUUUUUGCUCGUGUACCUGACGUCGAGCAUUUUUUCGGCCGUUGCUUACAAAUCUUAUGAUGGGUUUGUUCAGGCUUUUUGGUCAAUUUUUUUGCUAAAUUCUUGUAAAAAAAUCAAUUUUUUUAUUGAUUUAAGUCGUGUUCAAAGGGAAAAAAAGGUCAGAGACUGAGAAAGAUAACUGAAUUUUGGAGAGUCAGAGAUAAUUUUGAAAAUCGACCACGGCAAUAGUUUUGUAAUCAUGGGAUUUUUUUGUUAUUUGAACUUUUUUUGGAUCGCCAGAGGGGUCCCUGGAGGGCUUUAGACGGAUCUCAAACAUCGAAAGCUUAAGUGGUCCCUCUAGGGGUUUUUAUUGCAUAUUCUGAUUGGAAAGCCCAAAAGAUCUAUAGAGAUCCCUAUCCUGCUUCCCUAGAGAGACCACUUACUAAAAACCCAAGAGGGAAAACUAUAGGCAAAGUCGGAAAGGGUGAAAAAGGGCUCCAUUGAAAUUUUCCUUUUUGCAGCCUUUUUGCGCCAUUUUAUGAGCUGUUAUCUACCAAUUUUGCUGCCUCUCCCUUUUUCUACCAAUUCUUGAGUCUUAAAAAUCCCAGAAAAAUGGAAGGUUCAAAAAAGGACUCUUUUUGCUACCUUUUUGCAGCCUUUUUGCAGCCUUUUUGCAUUCUUUUUGCUGUCUUUUUACAGCCUUUCUGGUCCCUUUUUGCUACCUUUUUGCAGCCUUUCUCCGACCUUUUUUGAGCCUCUCCUGCCCGAGAAUCUUGCAAGCUAUAGCGCCCCCCAUAGGGGUGAGUAAGGCGGUCCCUAGAGGGAAGCCUUCAAGGGCCUCAAGUAGCCCCUCUAGGGACCACUCUGGCGUACCUUCGUUUUUAAAAAUUUUUAAUUUUCAAUAGGAAAAUCUAGACAGCUACAGGAGAUUCAUAACAGAUUGAAUGAAUUUUAAUUUUUUUAUAAUUAGGUUCUGAUACCGUAAAGCUAGUUUUUUUCAAAAAAAUCCAGCAUGCUGGAAAAAAAUUUAGUCGGUUUUUCUUUUAUUUUUUUGAGAUUUUUCGUAGUUUUUUUCAGUCCAAAUUAAUUAAUUUGUGAUGAGAAUGCGUGUAAUUCUUGAUUUAGGAAAAAUUUGAAAGUAUGGAAAAUUAAAAUAUAGGCCAAAAAAACAAAAAGGAAAUUUCGUGUUUUUUUCGAGUAAACUUUAGGUCAAAAAAAUUUUUUUAUGCGAUUUGAAAUACAUGUGAAAAAAAUAGUGUUUAACUAGAUUUUAGAGCCUUUUUGGCAGAAAAUAAAAAAAUACAGAAAAGAACCCAUUUCUGAAAAAAAUUGGACUUUCAAAUAUCUCCUGUUAUGAAGAAGUAUGUACUCAAAACGACCAAAAUUUGAAAAAAAUUGAAAAAAAUUGAAAACGACCGUCUUUUCCAGACAUCCAUCACCUUUCAAAGGAAAAUGAGAAUUUGAACUGAUUUUUUUCCAGGUACCGCGUCGUUUCGGUCACACUUCCCGAUGAAACGGCGAAACGACAAGUCCGGGAUCUGACCAAUCAAUUAGGCUAUCAGGUUAUCGAUUGAUUUUUUAUUGAUUGAUUUUUAUCGAUUGAUUUUGAAAUGAUCACCUUGAUCGAUUGAUUUUUAUCGAUUGAUUAUGCAAUCAUAACCUUGAUUGACUGAUUUUCAUCGAUUGAUUUUUAAAAUAUCACCUUGAUCGAUUGACUUUGCAAUCAUCAAAUUUUUUUGAUUUAUCAUCAUCGAUUUAUUUGGAAUCUUCACCUUUAUUGAUUGAUUUUUUUAUCGAUUGAUUUUGCAAUCAUCACCUUUAUUGAUUGAUUCAUAUCGAUUGAUUUUGCAAUCAUCACCUUUAUUGAUUGAUUCAUAUCGAUUGAUUUUCAAUCGUCACAUUUAUUGAUUGAUUUUUAUCGAUUGAUUUUUCAGCCGGAUCUUCUCGGCGAAUCUCACAAGGCAAACCAUUCCGCACAUUUUAUCAUCCCCGGAAAAGAUUUGGGCAAAGUCAAGGCGCAUUUUGACAAAAAUCACCUGCAAUACUCGGUUAAAGGUGAAUUAAGUGCCGCAUUUGGAAUGGCUCGACGCGUUGCGGCCGCGCUGCGGCUCCUUAUUGAAGACAGAUAAGAGGGCGAUUUUAUUUUUCGGCCUUUGAAGAGUGCAUUGAGUCAUGUCCGGAGUUUAUUGGUCGCAUUUGGAAUGGCUCAUCGCGUUGCGGUCGCGCUGCGGCUCGUUUCUCAGAAAGAGAGAUGGUCCUGAUUGCUCAUUUUGCCUAUAAAGAGUCCGUUGAGCUUUUCAAAAAAUGUUCUGGACGCAUUUGGAAUGGCUCGACGCGUUGCGGUCGCCUCGCGGCUCGUUGAAAAUCGAAUUGCUCUCAUUUUUCGGGCUUUUCUGCCAUUCCUAAUGCGACCAGAUUGGUUCAAAAAACGCUAUUUAGCUGAAAUCUAGUUUUAAGAAUACCUUUUUAUGUAACUUUCGGAUUUUUGAGAAAAAAUUCCCAAUGUUGAUUAUCAAGUUGUGACGUCAUUUUAGUAUUUAUGACGUCAUCUGAAAAUUCUCCCAAGCUUUCCAAAGAAGCUUAAUUUUUUUAGAAUGUUCUCAUCUGACAAAAUAUGACGUCAUAAUUUAAAUUCUGACGUCAUUUUCUUCAUUUUCUGAAGCUUUUAAAAAAGUUCUAGAGGAGGCUAGAAGCUUUAGAAAUCAUUGAAGACAAUUUUGAUUAUAAAUUCGUGACGUCGGUUUUUUUAUGACGUCAUCUGAAGUUUUCUCACUUUUUUCAAGGUGAUGUCAUAAAUGAGGGUCUAACUUAUUUUACUAUUUCUGGGCUAUUUGAAUAAAUUCAAACCACGAAAAUAUCUUUGGUAUGAGCGAAUUGUAGUUAACGUAGUUCCGAAAGUCUUCUUUCUUGUCACAUUUAUAUAGCCAUGACGUCAUUAAAGAGAAACGUCAUCUCUUUGAAAGUUUUGAAAAAUGGCAAAAAACUGGAGAAGAAUGGAACCAGCGUCACAAAAAUGCUACCAAGCUUCUUAGCCACUCGACCAUUGACCAAUUUCAGAUAUAAAUCCGGAGAUUUUCAAGCAACGGAGGCGUAGAAAUGCUCUCGACGGCGAUAUAACACUUGCGGAUUUGGAUAAUCGGUAUUUAUCCUAUGAAGAGGUUUUUUAAUCGAUUUUCUAAAAUUGACACCUUGUCUGUCUUUGAAAUUUUAUGUUAGAAAUUGGAAAAAUGAGCAAUUUCCAAGCUAGUUAAAUCCAAAAAAACGAGCAAUUUUGAGCUACAUAAGUCAAAAAUAGUCAAUAAUUCGAUCAAAAAUCGAUAAAUCGAUCAAUCAAUAAAAAAAUCGAUAAAUCGAUAAACCAACUAAUAAAUCAAUAAAAUUGUAGCAAAUGCGCUUCUUGGAAACUUUGGCCCAACAAUUUCCAAACCGGGUCAAACUUAUCGACAUUGGAAAUACCUAUGAAGGCCGCUCGUUGAGAUCAGUCAGGGUCAGAAAAAAAAAAUCCAUAAAUCAAUAAUCGAUUUUUUUAGAUUGGCGACGACGGAAGGCCCAAGCCAAUCGUGUGGAUCGAUUCAGGGACACAUGCCAGGGAAUGGAUCUCCUAUAAUGCGGCUCUUUUCUUGAUUUAUACGGUAGGAAAUGGAUUUUGAUUUCUAAAAUAGUAAGAAACAUCGGUAGAGAUAACGGGAGAAAUUUUUUCCUGCAAAUCAGCUAGCUUAUUUUUAUUUAUAAUGUGUUCAUUACACAGGUUGAUUCGGAAAAUUACGCCUUUUUUAACUCUAGGAAUGCCGGAGUGGCCCCUUGAGGGACAAAAUCGAGGGUUCAUGAAGGAUCCCCUUAAAGAACAUGAAGGUGGCUAUUUUAGGGGGGCACGCCAUAACGUCUUUUCACUUUUUGACUUUCAAAUCACUGAAAAAAAAAACUUAAAACAUCUCUUUGGGGACCACUCAAAAAUCCACCAACAUUUUAACACUCAAGGGAGCACUAUAUUGUCAAUCAUGAUCCAUGGAAGCCUUUCUUUCCCUGGUCCCUCUAGUGGCCACUCUCGGUUCCUAUCGGAGGGGUCUCUUUUUGGUCUAAUUUCUUUUUUUACUGCUUUUUUUCUAAACUUUUUUUCAUGAGGAUUCGUAUAUAAUGGGAAACUGGUAGUUUUAUCAGUUAAAUAUUAACACCUGAAACUUCAAGGUGAAAUAAACGAAUCAAUACAUUUUUUUGCGAGCUUUUGACUCACUUUUUAAUUUGUUUUUAAAAAAUCUCUCAAGUUUUUAGAAGAAGGCAGGCUGUAAAACUUUCUAUUCUACAUAAAACCUUGAUUAUUCGAAGAAAAUGUUCAAAAGUUAGUCACAAAGCGAAAUUUCAGAAAAUUCGAGAACUGAAAACAAUUUUUCUUUUCAAUAAAAUUCAAAUAUGGAUAAAUAUCCUUUGAAAAAUCAUUAUUUUUAUCAUCUACAGCUCGCCACGAAUCCAGCCUAUCAGAACGUCCUGGAUCGAGUCCAAGUCGUCGUCGUGCCCAAUACCAACCCCGACGGCUACGAGUACAGUCGGAACGCCGACCGACUCUGGCGCAAGACCCGGUCGCGGAUUCAGGAUAUCCGGUGCGCUGGAGCGGACAUGAACCGGAACUAUCCGUUCUUUUGGGGCACGGAAGGGGUCAGCCACAGUCCAUGCAGGUAAAAAUGGUUUUACUCCGGAACACCAGAGUGGUCCCUUAAGGGGCAGGGGCUCCUGAAGGCUCCCUAUAGGGACACUGAAGCUUGCAAAAGUCGGCUUGAUAGCGGUCCCUACAGGAUAACUUCACCUAGGAACGCCAGAGCGGAAAUGCGAAACCAAAAAACUAAGAGCGCGAAUAACAGGGCAUAUUAAAGGCGCAGGCCGGCGUAUUGUCAGAGGUCUUUGAGACGAAUCAAAAUUUCUCUACAUAAACGCAAUUUUCUGCGCGAAAGCGGCGCAGUGCAUGCACACGACACACGAAACUUUACGGAGAAAAAGUGGGCGAGGCGUCUCCUUAAGGGGCCACUGUCCUUCUCCCUAUAGCAACCACUUGAGCUUCAGCGGGUCAGGAUUCAGUUCACAAGCCCCUAGAGGGCCACUCCAGGGACCAUUCUGGCGUUUUUAAGCUCUCGGAGACCUUGCUGUAUUUGGAUACUAUUUUCAACAUUAGUGACCUUUUUGGUGAGAAAAGAGAGGGCGCAGACACGUCAGAGUGUUCCGUGGAAAUUUUAAAAAAGCAGCAAGACGGCUGUAUGCGUCGCGGUUGCGUUGCGGUUCGAAGAAUUGAUUCAUUUUGAGUAUUUUUCUGCGCCCGACUUUUAGCGACUUUCAUGGAAACUAGCCUGAGCGCGCAAGUAGUUUUUGGUUGGUUGCUGGAAAAAGAUCUUAUUCAAGGUAACCGCUGCGCAACCGCGACGCGUUGUACGAUACUAAGGAAAAAUGAACACACAACGGAUUUUUUUCAUGAAGCAGUACUGACUUUUUCUAUGCUGCCUGAUUUCUCUGCACCUUCUCAUUUUCUCGUGCUGUUUUCAUGACUUCCUGACCUCACUGUUGAUAUAGUUCAUUCACCGCGACUUUAAAGUGUCUGCGUCUCUCUGUUCUCUCACCGGCGAGGUCAGAGAAACAUGGAAAUAGCACGUAGAUAUGAGAGACCAGGAGGGCGCAGAGAAUUCCCAUCCUUGAUGAUUUUCGCGUGUCUGCGUCUCUCUGUUCCCGGACCGUCAGAGAAGCAUGAAAACAGCACGUCAACUUGAGAGAGUCGGCUAGAGAAGAGGAGGGCGCAGACAAGUCAGCCCGUUACAAACCAUUUAUAUUUCAGUGAGAUCUUCUGCGGAGUCCGGUCGAUGAGCGAAGUCGAGACGGCGGCCCUGGUCUCGGCGAUCCAAAGGGAGGAGUCGCGGAUCAGAGCCUACGCCGCCCUUCAUUCCUACGGCCAGGAGAUUCUCUACCCCUGGGGCCACACUGUACAUAAAUACCCGGCUGAUGUUGAGGAUUUGGUAAGUCUGGCAGAUCUUUCUGAGAUGAUAAGAAACGUUCAGAAACGUGUCGGCAACGCCAUGUCUCUGGCGAUUCGGAACGUCAACGGAAGCUUCUACAAGGUCGUCAACAGCGGCGACGGCUUGUGUUUGUUUUUUUCAGAUUCAUGGAAUUUUCAAAAAAUGGAAAAAUUUCUCGGAGACCCUCUCAUGCUUCCAUGCUAUUUACUUUUUCUCUGACCUCUCCGGUGAGGGAACAGAGAGACGCAGACAGGUCAGACUGUUGGAAGUCGUGGUGAAUGGACUAUAACCUUUUUGGGCGACUUGAAAAGGCGGGUCUUCUCUCCGAGCUUUAAGUCGUAGUGAAUAGACUAUAGCGUUAUACAGCCGAUUCACGACUAGCUUGAAAGGGGCGUGGCCUUCUGCGCCCUCCACUAACUAUGUACUAUUUCUCUUUUUCGAACCGCGUUAGGACUCUUUUUCCAAUGACUCAACUAUCCCGUGAAUCAGCUGUAGCUUGAUAUGAAAAAAGGGCGUGGCCUGUCUGCGCUCUCCACCAACCACGCACUAUCUUUUUCGUGUCAAGACCCUUUUUCCGAGGGCUGUGAACGAUUUAACACUUAAUUUUCAUUACGAAAAGAGUUUCAAGAUUUUUGCAGACCCUGCCGCUGGAGCCUCUGACGACUGGGCGAAAAGCCGAGGAAUCAAAUAUUCAUUUACCAUCGAAUUGGCGCCGAUCGAUGACGAGUGAGUGACGUCAUUUAUCUUCUUCUUCUUGCACCUUUGUACGGCGUGAGCGUAAAAUCGAUGACGCAAGGUCCUUCUGGUAUCCGUGAUAAUCAGUGGACUAGCUCUGGUGACAUUUCCGCUCUUGUGUCGCGCCCGGGAUGGAACUCGUGACCCUUCGGAACAUAGACAAGCGCACAACCGAUUGCGCUACGGCAUGCCGUGACGUCAUUUAUUAGCCUGUCUUCUUGACAAAUUCUCUCAAGUUCUGAUGACGUCAUCAAAGACGUAGAACUUUUCAGAAAAAAAUUUCAAAUUAAAGGAGGAUGACGUCAUUAGAGCCAUGAUAAAGAUGACGUCACGGCGGGGAAAUUUCGAAAAUUUAGAGAUUUUCUUUUCACAAAAAAUUUAUUUUUCCAAAAUCAUUGAUAAUCUAGAAAUUUACUAUGACGUCAUUAAAAUGAGAAUAAAAUGACGUCACCUUUUUCCUGAGCUUUGGAAAAAUUAUCUGAGUUAUUUCGAUUUUAUGACGUCAUAACUGAAUAUUCCGAAAAUAGUGGCGUCAUAGCGAAAUAUCGAAACUAGUGACGUCAUAACUGAAUUCUUCGGAAUUAGUGACGUCAUAACUAAAUUUUUCGAAACUAGUGACGUCAUGACUUGAUUUUUCUCCAAUUUUCUGACGUAAUUAUUCUCUUCACUCCUUCAGAACGGGUUUCGCGCUGCCCGAGUCGCGAAUCGCGGCGACGAAUCGCGACGCGUUCGCCGCCCUCAUCACGCUGGUCAACACCGUCGACAGGGAGUUUGGCCGGGUGCAGCAGCGACGGUCGCCGUCGCGGACGCGACAUCUCGUCGCCGGCGACUCAUCAGUCGCGUCGUCGUCGUCGUCGUCGCAAAAAUUUCGGUACCGAGCCUACGGUCGCGGCUGA
Molecule: messenger RNA, 7614 nt
Organism: Caenorhabditis auriculariae
Lineage: Eukaryota; Metazoa; Nematoda; Chromadorea; Rhabditida; Rhabditidae
Source: the annotation of a GenBank genome assembly